Ostrea edulis (European flat oyster) is the source of this 4862-nucleotide messenger RNA. RefSeq names its product tetraspanin-3-like. The coding region runs from base 2271 to 3035 and encodes 254 amino acids. NCBI's taxonomy places the organism in Eukaryota, Metazoa, Mollusca, Bivalvia, Ostreida, Ostreidae. The transcript is spliced from 7 exons. The record is from RefSeq and is a predicted model, not a curated record. Gene Ontology annotation, cellular component: membrane.
UGACAACUUUUUUUCUCAGUGUGAGUGACAACCCCAUAAAUAAGAUAAGUUAACACUUCAGUUUUACUGAUUAUUUCAGGAAAGAGAAUUUCUCUAAUUGUAUAAGUUAAUAAUUUCUUUGUUAAAAUAUCUCGCCAUCUUAUUUUUUUCAUGGUUAUAAGCUGAAUAGGUGUUGUAAAAUUCCCAAAGGUAGAUGUGCACUAACCAACCCUAAAAACUAUAAAUAGAAAAGAAAGAGACACUAUGUACAGCUCAUUUUGCGCAAAAAUCAUGAAAUGACAAUUUUCCCAGCGCUUUUUCAAUUUUUGUUGCAUUUUUGAAUGUAUGAACUUUGCGAAAAUAACACUUAUCAAAAGUCAAAAAUUCUUGUUUUAACGUAAAAUUCAAUACUUUUUGAUGGCCUAUACAAAAAAUAUCAAGUCUCGUCCUUUCGGUCUUCAGACGCAUGCGCAUAGACAGUAAACAUUGCAGCAUGUCGUGCAAUGAGAGAAAGUGUAGAGGAUAGAUAGAUCCAGAAUUUUGACAGAUUCUGUAAGAAAAGAGGUAAAAAUAAAAUGAGAUAAAACUAAUAUGUGAAAUAAAAUUGACCUUGCGAUCAGUAUGACUGUUGGAAAACAAAGGGCUAGGAGAAACGAUUGUAACUCAGUGGCGGAUCUAGCUAGGAUUUCCGAAGGGGAAUGAGAAAGUCAAAUAUUAGCCAAAGUAAUCGGCUUUCUGGGUGCAAAAUUUGGAUUUUCACUCCCAAUUUGUGGCGAGAGGGAGGGGGGUCCUGCCCCCCCCCCCCCCUAAAUCUGCCAUUGGGACUAGCCGCGAAGACACUGCUUUAAAAGUAAACUUGUGCUAUUUUUAUCUGAACACGACACGUGUUAGUUGUAAAAACAUCGGUCAAUUGGAACAUGGAAGGGUUUCUGUUGAAACAAUGAUUUUUAUAAUUACUUAUUAUAAGGAGCAGAGAAUACUCUUAUACUUGAAAGGUGAGUGUGGACCCCCUUGAAGGGGAAUUUAAAUAAUUUCCUACACAACACCUUUGAUGUCAUUCAAAACCACGUGAUGUAAAUAAGCAUUCAAAAGUCCGAAUCAGCAUGAAGAAACCUUUGAAUUCCGGACGAUCUUCAAAGCGCAUUUGAGAGUAAAUUGAUGCAUCCAAUUGUUCAAAAUUGUCAGUAUCGAUAUGAUAUUUAUCAUUUUAUCAAUACGUGUUUUAAAAAACUCUUUAUCAAAAUGUGGAAAAUGAGCUGUAGUGUCUCUAAGAAUUCUAUUGGUCAGAAACAGUAACAAUAGAAGAGUUUUCUGGAAGUUUUCUUUGUGUGAUAUGAAUGGAAUGACCUCAAAUAUAGAUUGACAAACAGAUGAAUGGUACAUGUACAUGUGGACACUUUGUGAGAUGUCUAAUGAAUUUUUUUAAAAAGUGAAAUUGAUAAGAGUUUAGUAAAGUUCAAUUUAAUCAAUAAAAAAAAAUUGUAUUUGAGAGAGAGAGAGAGAGAGAAUACACCCUUUUCUUUACUUAAAGUAAUCAAAAGUAUUUUUGAAAGAAAAAUAUAAUCAAAUUUGAUUUUGUUCCAAAUUUAUUGAUUUAAAAACACUUCAAAUAAUGUUUCAAAUGAGAGAGAGAGAGAGAGAGAGAGAGAGAGAGAGAGCACCUUUAAUUAAACAUGUUAAAGUAUUCAAAUGUAUAUCUGAGAGAGAAAUAUAUUCAAUUUGAUUUAAUUGAUGUUCACUUUGAAAAAAAAAUCCUAGGGAAAUAGCUGCAAAAGACACUGAAAUCAACUCAGAUUUACCUGUAAAAGCAAUCUACGCUUGAGUAACUUUGUGACCUAAAUUCAGACCAAAUGUGAUUCUUGGCUGACCAAAUUGUAAAGUCUAUUGAUCAAUUCAGCAGGCAAUUGAAAACUCAACCGGUCUUUUGUAAUUCGCUGUAACGGUCACACCGUACAACAUAUUAUUUUGAAUAUUCUUCCGCUAAAUCUUGGAUGAUGUACAUAUCAUAUGCAUGCUAUGUAUUUUAAAUUGUCUUUGAUGUAUGUGAUUGUCGUUUAAAAAGCUCCACAGAGCUUAUGUUGACUUGUUAAAUGUAUAUAGUACCGACUCUAUUUAAAUAAAAUUUACUUUUUACAAAUAUUACGGAAUAUGAUGACACGGCACGUUUUGUGUUUUAUACUAUUUUUAUCACUUCCGAAAAAAUCACAUGACGGAUCGUCAUUAUCAUAAAGCAGAUUAGGUAUAUAUAGUCAGUGACUAAGUGAGAAAUUAACUGAAAACACAUCGCAAAUAUGACAGGUUGUACCAUGACUUCAAAGAUUGGGCUAUUGCUGAUAGGUCUGAUAUUCUGGAGUGUUGCUGCCGGGUUGUGCUUUAUUGGAGGAUGGGUCUUUAACACUUACAAACAUUUUGAUGAAAUCGCAGAGGCCAACUUUACAUUGGUUCCCGCCUCCAUCAUUAUAGCAGUGGGGGUGAUGAUGUUCCUCGUGGGCAUUGUAGGAUGUAUCGCAGCAUUCAAGGAGAACAAGUGUCUACUGGCGGUGCUCUUUUCCUUCUUGUUGGUUAUUCUCACAGCACUUAUUACAUCUGGAGCUCUUGGAUAUGCCUUCAGAAGUGAUGUUGCUAAUGCUGUCGAGAGUGGACUACAGAAAGCAGUUGAUUCUUACCACCCAAAUAACAUACAACAAGACCAAGUGGACUACUUGCAAAGACAUCUGAAGUGUUGUGGUGUGAGCAAUGCAUCUGAUUGGCUUAAUGCUAAAGCUUGGGCUCCCACGGCCAACGAAACUGUCCCAGAAAGUUGCUGUGUUGCAGGCAUCAACUGUACAGAAGAAAGGCGGGAAAUGUACAAUAAUCCCAAAUACAUUUACCAAAAGGGAUGUUAUGAGAAGUUGGAGCAUGAAUUCAUGUCCAAUUUGGCCUACAUUGCUGGAACAGCAAUUGGGCUUGCAGUGAUAUUGAUCUUGGGUAUGGUCUGCAGUUGCAUACUAUUAUGUCGCUCCAAGGAGGUUCGUUAUGAGGCACUGGGAGGACAAUACUCCGGACUGCGUGUGUAGGAACGUUCCUCAUGGGAAGGCUUUUUGUGAAAUAGGAUUUCCCAGUUCCAGGAAAUUACUACAACUUUAAACAAGCAUCAAUGAAGAGCACUAAACUUCCACAUCCCCGUUAUUCAAGUUUUUUGUCUGUUUUUUUUAUUUUUAGUUUGUUGUUAAUAACUAUGAAUAGUUAUGUUUUAUUGCAUGGUUUAUUUUCGAUGACAAAAAAAUCAUCCAGAGAGAGAUUUAACUUCAUGGGUGGGUAGAUGAUCAGGAUUGAGUUGUACAAAGGUUAGUUAACUUUAAGUCACAGUUAACUUGCCAUUAAGUCUUACCUUUUUAUUGCAUUAACUAAACAUUAACUGUUAGUUAAAUUCCACACAUGCUUGUGCAACUGGGUUUGGGUUUAUAUGCUUUAUGAAAUAUUGUAAAGGAAUUAUUGGAUUACAUUUACGUGUUAUAUAUGAAGUAAUUAAACAUGUUAACUAUCGUACAUGUAAGUAGUUUGGGUUUUGUGGUAAUGUUGACAAAUUAGAAAAAUGAUGCUUGUUCUCCCUAAAGGUAGCACCAGAUCUACCACAGUUAAAGUCCUAACUGUGUAGUGGGUGAGGACAUUGUACCAGCAAGAGAAACAAGCAAUCUGAUUUUGUAUAAGUAUGAAUAUUGAUGAACAUUGAAUUCUGCAACCAAUAAGAUUUGAAGUUUGGUUUUUGAUUUUUGACCCACUAAAUGUCUGUGGUUUUGUUGUAAACUUAUCAUUCCAUCCAAUUCUUUUUUGUAUGUUCAUUCUGUAUCGCACAUGUUAAGAAAAAGUCAUUCUGUAAUGGUGGAAUGCAAAGCUGAUGUUUAUCUACCGUAGUCACGUAAAUGAUUUUGAUUUGACUGCCGAGAUAUUUUUGUUGAUGAGCUUCAUUUGACAUUUCCAGCUUUAUGUAUUUGGUAGUGGCAUGUUAUGAGUAUCAUACGAUUACCAUGGGAUCUGCAGAAGAAACAUCACUAAUAAUAUUAAGUAAUGCAAUUUGUUUGCAAUAGCUGCAAAGCUAUAUGAUUAUUUCUUAAUCUGAUUAUAAUAUGUCAUAAGUAUGUAUAAAUUGGCAUCUAUUGAAUUUAGUUUCAUUUGCAUGUUUCAAAUGAAAAUCCUAUGAAUUUAACAUAUCUGGUGAAGUUGAUAGUUAACUUUUGUGAUAUAAUUACAUUGUACUAGAUUUUUUUUUUACAAGUGUGAGAAAUGUUUUGAAUAAGGAAUGUAUUUAUCUGCAACAACCUUUCAACAAAGCCUUUUGUGUGUUAAUCUACUAGUUGUGAUUAGAGUUUUUAUGUCAAUGAAAGAUUAUUUAUAUAGACCAAAUUUCAUGCGUUUCCAUGCAUGCUAUGUAUCACAUGUACUUAAUGUAAAUACCAGACUUUGCUAUGAUGUUGUAUUAGCUGGGGGUUUGUAAACAUUGCAUUUUUUAUACAUACAUAUACUUAUAUCUUUUUCUUUUUUUAAAUAUAGGUUAGCAAAUUUUUGGAUACUUCUAAGUUUUAAUGAGCUAAAUGAAGGUACAUUGAAUAUAUAUGAAACUGUAUUUCUCCAUUUGUUUGAUAUGUUUACAUGGGAUGAAAAUAAAAAAAACGUUCAAAAAUCGGUUUAAGAUGCAUUCAGAUUCUGUAUACGGAGUAUGUUAAAUUUGCACUUUCCUAUUAAUAAUGCAGAUUGAGGUGAAUGAUAAGACAAUGAUUUAAAUGAACAUACAUUUUAGGCGUAGUAGUUUGAAGCAUUGAUGGACUGUUUAGACUCGUGAAUCUCUGUACUCUGAAUUACAUGCUUUGUUGUUGUUGUUUUUAAAAUAAAGUUAAAAAAUGUCA